Messenger RNA from Lepidothrix coronata (blue-crowned manakin), 752 nucleotides. It is a transcript of the gene LNP1, whose product is annotated as leukemia NUP98 fusion partner 1. The record is from RefSeq and is a predicted model, not a curated record. Lineage: Eukaryota; Metazoa; Chordata; Aves; Passeriformes; Pipridae. The coding region runs from base 21 to 617 and encodes 198 amino acids. The transcript is spliced from 3 exons.
CAAGUUUGGAACAUCUUUACAUGGAAUAUGAUGAGGAUGAUGAUAUUUUCUUUGCAAAAUGGAUGAGCAGCUUCUGGGGCCACAACUUGAUCGAUGAGAAUGAGAAAGAGGGUAGAGGCCACAAGAAACGUCAGACACGAUUCUGUAAUGAGAGGAGAGCAUCCCUACCGGCCAAGCUUUCCUCCUUCCAUGCAACACGACUUCAUGAUUCUGCCAAAGGCUCAUCUUCAGGCCAUCUCAAGGGCUCCAAGGAAUUUCAAGAAGACCAAGAUGUCAAAUGCCACUGCCACAGGAAGGCAAGCAGAACAGCUUCAGCAGACAGCUCAGGCCCGGACACAAGAUCAAAUUCCAUUCAGGAGUUUGCAGAGUCCUUUGAAAAGCAAUUGCAUCUCAAAAGCAAGCGCUCAGUUUCUUUGCAACCUGAAGGCGUGAAGGAGAGACGAGAAAGAGAAAGAUUGCAUUUGAGAAAAAGCAAGUCUCAUAAGAGAAUGGAAGAGAAAUCAGAGCCAAGGAGAGAACGAGAAGAAGCUGAAGGUUCAGAAGUACCUGCAAAACACAACGAACAGUUUCCAUCACAAGCAAGCAGUCAGAAAGGAUAUUUAUGUACAGGCAGCUAGAAUGCAUUGAGAUAAUCAAUUUUAACACUCCCCCUGAAGAGCAGAGGGAGAAUUCUUGUUUUGUUUUGACUAGAAGAGGCCUGAUAGCUAGAAUAAACCCUAAGCUGUAAAACAAAAGUAAAACUCAACUACAUC